CAAAAACUGAAACAGAGCCACCAUCCUUGAGUUGAGCGUUGCUUAACUUUGUUUUCCAUUUCUGCCAAGAAGUUUUGAUUUUUCUCAUUCUCUCCCUUUUCUUCCAAUUCACUCACUUUUUCCAAAAGGUUUGAAUUUUCUGAAUUAAUCAAUAAGAGAUUUGAAGAAAAGAAUGGAAGGGGGUGAAAAUAGUAAAACUGAGAACCCUAAUUGGGAAAUUGAACUAAGAAAGUAUGAGAAUGUUAUAGCUUCAGGAACCAAUUCUAUGAAAAUCAAAGCUAUCGUUAUGCUUGCUAAUCACUCCAAACAAGUCCCUCAACAUGUUUUAUCCACCACCAUACCAUUUCUCAUUCAGAUUCUUGAUCAUGGCAGCAACACUGAAAAUGAUUCUCCUCCUAGUUUACUUCAAGAAGCUGCUGCUUAUUGCUUGAAGUGCAUUGCUUGCAGAGGUGAUGGUACUAUGGCAGUUGAAAUGGGAAGAGUUGGUGUUACACAUUCUUUGAUAAGAUUGUUGCCUCGUGCCGACGGAAAGAUGCGGAAAGUUCUGAUAAAAUGUUUGUUGGUUGUUGUUAGUUUUUGUAAUACAAGUAGGACAUAUGUUGCAGCUAAUGGUGGAUUAGAAAUUAUUAUUAGUUUGUUGAAUACUUGUAGCAGUGAUGUUAGAUUGUAUUUGUUAGAGAUUUUGAGUGUGUUGGCGCUUCGGAGGGAGGUUAGGAAGGAACUUGUUAGGUUAGGAGCUCUUCGUUUUAUCGUAGAGGCUGCUGGUGUUGGCAGUAUGGUUUCUAGAGAAAGGGCAUGUCAGUCGAUUGGAUUGAUUGGAGUUACGAGACAGGCUAGGCAUACUCUUGUUGAAUUAGGAGUUAUACCGGUGCUUGUGGAGUUGUUUCGUGUCGGAGAUAAUGGUGUGAAGCUUGUAGCUGGUAAUAGUCUUGGUGUGAUGUCGGCUCAUGUUGAUUACAUUAGACCUGUUGGUGAAGCCGGGGCUAUACCUCUUUACGCCGAGCUUCUUCAAGGACGUGAUGCUUCUGGUAAGGAGAUAGCGGAGGAUGUGUUUUGUAUAUUGGGUGUUGCUGAGGCUAAUGCCGUUGAAAUUGUUGGUCACUUGGUGAGGAUUCUUAGAGAAAGUGAUGAUGAAGCGAAAGCAGCAGCUGCUGAUGUGAUAUGGGAUCUGUCGGGAUACAAGCACGCAAUUUCUGUGAUUCGGGAUUCAGGUGCGAUCUCGAUCCUUGUUGAACUUAUGGGUCAUGGGAGUGAAGAAAUAAAGUUGAAUGUUUCUGGGGCAUUUGCUCAACUAAGCUAUGAUGAAGCUGGUAGAACAGCCCUUGCUGAUGCUGGGGCAAUUCCGAUUCUCAUUGACUUGCUACUCAACGAGACCGAGGAACUAAGGGAUAAUGUUGUUGAGACUCUUUCCAAUUUUCACGAGGACCCGUUAUACUGUGAUAGAGUAUCUGACAUAGUUAAUGUUCCUUCGUUCCGAAAUUUGCAGAAUAGACUAAUUAGUAUUCGUACAUCGAACGAGCAUAUGACUAGAUCUUUACGUAGAACGAGUGUUGAGCAGCUAAUUUGGAACCCGGAUCAUGUUUAAUCGACUUACAGCGUGCAUAUAUAUAUUAAGAAGAAAAGGUUGUCAUUUGGAGUACACAAGGAAUAUCUAUCUCCACAGUAUUAUUAAAGAUAGUGCACUGCUUCGUGCAAACGAAAAAACAUGAAAUUGAAGGAGGGUAGACAAAGUUGCAUUUGGAUGGCUAUUACUUGGUGCAUAUGGUUAGUUAGAAACGAUAUUAUUUUCCGGAAAGACUCUUGGAGCGUUCUUAAUACGGUUUGGGCAAUUAAGACGUUGUUAUGGAGAUGGUCUUUCAUGGGGGAGAUUACUUACCCCAAUUGUAACUUCUACGAUUUUUGUAAGGAACCGUUGUUUUUUCUAUUGUAGGGUCAAUUGGUUGGUAAUGUCUUUUUGUCAAGUUUAUCUCGUAUCUUUUGUAACAGGUUUUGAGAACCCUUAGUUCUCCAUCUAAUUUAUCUUGCUUACAAAAAAAAAAAAAAAAGUAUAACCUUAUCAUUUGGUUAAUUAUAUGGGAAUCUGUUAAGUGUGUGUUGCUUCAUUUAAAUGAAAAGAAUGUGUUUUUCCUCAACUUUCAUAAAAAGAAUAAGCCUUGUAUGUGUUUUGACUUUUACGGAAAGAAUAAAUUUGGCUGGCAUUAUAAGAUUCAUUUUCAUCGCGUAUUGUUUAAAGUUUUUUCGUACGUAAUAUAAAAAGAAUUUUACCUCUAUUAUUUUAUAUAUAUUGUUACUAUGAU
Vicia villosa (hairy vetch) is the source of this 2297-nucleotide messenger RNA. RefSeq lists its product as uncharacterized. The transcript has 3 exons. Gene Ontology annotation, molecular function: protein binding. NCBI's taxonomy places the organism in Eukaryota, Viridiplantae, Streptophyta, Magnoliopsida, Fabales, Fabaceae. Bases 173 to 1585 code for a protein of 470 amino acids. The record is from RefSeq and is a predicted model, not a curated record.